AUGUUGUCAACCGGAGUGGACAUCGAGGGACGACCCCCAAACCUCGAACCCGUCAAGGCAGCGGACGCCGAAAAGGUCGCUGGUUCUAGAGCCGAUAUCGCUCAUAAUGAGGUCGCUUCCUUGUCUAGUGGCACCCUCGGCGACAAUACCCAUCGGAAGCUCAAGUCGCGCCAUAUCCAGCUGAUCGGCAUCGGAGGCACCAUCGGUACGGCCUUUUACGUCCAGAUCGGCAAAGGUCUCCUCAACGGAGGGCCUGCCAGCUUGUUUCUGGCCUUCACCAUCUGGUGUACCUUUAUCCUGGCCAUCGCCAUGUGCAUGGCCGAAAUGGUCACCUAUCUGCCCAUCUCUUCGCCCUUCAUUCGCUUUGCGGGCCGGUACGUGGACGAGGCCUUUGGAUUCGCUGCAGGCUGGAACUUUUUCAUCUUCGAAGCGGCCAUGGUGCCCUUUGAACUCACUGCUUGUAACCUGAUCAUCCACUACUGGAGCGACGCCGUACCUGUAGGCGGCAUCAUUGCCAUUACGCUGGUCAUCUACGGCUUGGUCAACCUGCUGGCUGUGGAGUGGUAUGGUGAAACCGAGUUCUGGGCUGCGCUGGGCAAGUUUCUGCUCAUUGUGGGAUUGCUCAUCUUCACCUUUGUCGUCAUGGUGGGCGGAAAUCCCCUGGGAGAUCGAUUUGGGUUCAGAUACUGGAAGGACCCCGGCGCUUUCACCGAGUUGUAUUACACUGGUUCCCUUGGCCGCUGGCUGGGCUUCCUUCAGUGCUUGAUUCAGGCAAGCUUUACCAUUGCUGGACCGGAUUACGUUGCCAUGGCCGCCGGCGAAGCAGAAAACCCCCGUGUCGUCAUGCCCCGCGCCUUCAACGCCGUCUUCUACCGUCUCACCGCUUUCUUCGUCCUCGGCUCUCUCGCCGUCGGUAUUCUCGUCCCUUACAACGACGCCGAGAUGGCCCUCGCCUUUUCCUCCGGUGCUCCCGGCGCCGCCGCCUCUCCCUACGUUGUCGCCAUGAACCGGCUCCGCAUCCGCGUCCUCCCCGACAUUGUCAACGCCAUGGUCCUCACCGCCGCCUUCUCCGCCGGCAACAGCUACGUUUACUGCGCCUCGCGCUCCCUCUACGGUCUGGCGCUCGAGGGCAAGGCCCCCAAGGCGCUGCUCAAGUGCACCCGGUCCGGAGUGCCCAUUUACUGUGUCAUGAUCGUGCUGUGCUUUGGCUUGUUGGCGUUUCUGCAGGUCAGCAACAGCGCGGCCGUGGUGCUCUCGUGGUUCAUUAGCUUGAUGACGGCUAGCCAGCUGAUCAACUAUAGCGUCACUUGCACUUCGUAUCUGAGGUGGUACGCGGCGCUCAAGGCGCAGGGGGUCAGUAGGGAUAAGUUGCCGUACAAGGGGCUUUUCCAGCCCUAUGCGGGGUGGUAUGGGCUUUGCGGGUGCUUUGUCAUGACGUUUGUGGGAGGAUAUACGGUGUUUUUGCCGGGGCAGUGGAGCGUUGCUACGUUUUUGUUCUCGUACACCAUGAUUGGGGUUUGUCCUGUGCUCUUUGUGGUGUGGAAGAUUGUGAAGAAGACGAAAUUCCACAAGGCCGAGGAAAUUGACUUGCACAAGAAUCUGGACGAAGUGGAGGAGUAUCAGGCAAAUUAUGUGCCAACCCCGUCUAGGAAUCGGCUCGAAUGGGUUUUGGAUUGGCUUUUUGGUUAA
Messenger RNA from Neurospora crassa OR74A, 1689 nucleotides. Its product is annotated as general amino acid permease. Gene Ontology annotation, cellular component: membrane. Bases 1 to 1689 code for a protein of 562 amino acids. Gene Ontology annotation, biological process: amino acid transmembrane transport. The transcript has 5 exons. The record is from RefSeq and is a predicted model, not a curated record. Gene Ontology annotation, molecular function: amino acid transmembrane transporter activity. NCBI's taxonomy places the organism in Eukaryota, Fungi, Ascomycota, Sordariomycetes, Sordariales, Sordariaceae.